UCCCGUAAGUCGGCGUAUGAAGACACUCCGUUGCAGUGAUGAGAUCGAGGCUGUUCUGGAUACUGGCGAUUAUAUACUCCUCACUCCAUCACAUCGGCUCGGGCUCCACGUCGACCACAUUGAAACGACCGCGAGCUGGCGAUCCAUUCGACACGUUCCCCAAGAACUUCUGGCAGGAGUUCUCGUCGCCGUUCACCGACACGCCCGAGGAUGAGGAGCUGGAGGUCACCGAGACGACCACGCACGAGCCGUUCCCGUUCUUCGCCGAUCCGUACACCACCCUGAACAUCAGCACCCAGCUCUCGUCCAGCGUUUAUCUGCACUGCCGGGUGAACGAUCUGCAGGGCAAGACGGUGUCCUGGAUGCGGCGACGUGGCGAGGACCUCACCCUGAUCACCUUUGGCCAGCACACGUAUAGCGGCGACUCGCGCUAUUCGCUGGAGUUCGAGGAGCCCAACGAUUGGAAGCUGCUCAUCCAGUUCGCCAACGAGCGGGACGAGGGUCCCUACGAGUGCCAGGUGUCCUCGCAUCCGCCGCUCGUCCUGCUCGUCUACCUUACGAUAAUUGUUCCUCACGUGGAGAUCCUCGACGAGCGGGGCUCGGCCACGCCGGAGAAGUACUACAAGGCUGGCAGCACCAUCGAGCUGCAGUGCGUCAUUUCCAAGAUUCCGCAUCCCUCCUCCUACAUCACCUGGCGGCACGGACCGCGCCUGCUCAACUACGAUACCAGCCGCGGAGGAAUCAGUGUGAAGACGGACAUGCUGCCAGGACGAGCUCUGAGUCGCCUGUACAUCGCCAAUGCCAAUCGCCAGGACACCGGCAACUACACCUGCAUGCUGGGCAAUGAGAUUACGGAGACGGUGGUGGUCCAUGUGCUAAACGGUGAGGAGCCAGCCGCCAUGCAGCAUGCGAAUGGAAGCCGCCAAAAGGCCGACGCCUCCACAAUGGUUGUGUUAUUUCUAGUGGGCGUGUGCAUCUCCGGAUCCAUUUCCGUAGCCGGAAUAGUACGGGGAUUGAGCUCGGCACGGACAUGGGGAUGGGGAUGGGAGUCCAGACGAUGACGACGCAGCCUAAUCCGGGGAUCGUAGAUCCCAGAUUGUGUCCCGGGAAAUGCAUACACCAAAUGAGUCUUUGUCCAGGAUUGCAUUUUCGACUUUUACUCUAAUCAUGGGUUGUUUAACGUACGAUACAUAGCAUAAACCGAAUACUAAGCUUAAGUCAAGUGUAUUUAAAAACAAAAACCGGAAAUCGAAAGAUCGCAAGAUCGAAAACACGUACUAGUAAGGGCGUACGCGAAAUUUAGAUGAGAAAUUGAUUUUUAGCGCUAGAACAUAACAUUAUUAGUAUCAUAAUCGAAUCGAAUUGUACUACCAAAACGGCCGUGUUUAUGUUGGCUAAAACAUAUUGAUCUUAUAUACAUACACAUUAUACAUUAUUGCAUCUAACGUAUCCAUUUAGCUCUUUGUUACCACCACGUCAUUAUGGAUAUGCAUACCUAGAUUUGUAAGGUCCAAAAGAUUAAAGCAUGUUUAAAGCAUUGUUUCCCACUCGGAUCGCCUUCGAUCCGAAGGUCGUCACAAAUAUUUCCAUAACGCUCGUGUGUAUUCUAUAUCCCGAUUAACAUAUAGUAUACACCUCCGAUCCAAGGCCUUGUUAAUGAAAAUAUGGUUGUAGCUUCUUGAAAUCAAACAGCAUAUCAGUUGGGAUCAUUCUAAUCGUAAUAAUAAUCAACACCGAUCGAAAUCGUAGUUCAUUUAUCCCUUAUUCUUCAUUCAGUUUUUUGCCUUUUUCUCCGAUUUUUUGAAUACUUAGUGCAUUGAUAACUGGAGAGCUAAGGAGGCUAACAUACACACACAAAAAAAAAAGGUUGUUAAAUUAUUGAAAUAAUUCGAAACAUUAUAAAUGCGUGAGCUUGAUCAGAGAUUGGGUUUUCCUUGGUUUAUCCAUGAUCUAGAAAUGUAGAAGAGAAACACUUAGGUAAUGUUUAACGUUAACAAAACUGUGCCAUUCAAAAUGGAUACAUAUCGUUUAAUUGUUGUUAAUUCGGUUGCGGAACCAAUGACCAUUUGAGGCAGAACAAAUUGAUUCUAUAUAUUUGUAUCCUUUUGAAGUCGAAAACACAACACAACUCGGACCAAUGGGUAAAUACUUGAUUCUUUGAUUGAAAACGGUCCCAAAAACCAAAACGAAAAUCAAAAUCGAAAACCAAAACCAAAACCAAAACCGAAUCACCUAAAAGUAAUUCAAUUAAACGAAAUAAAUCACGAUCAAGAACAAGAAGCAAAUGAAUACUUGCCACUUUCAUUUCUCGACUUGGGCGCAAGGUGAGGAGCCAUCAUUCGGUAUUCACAUAGCCAAUGCCCACUGUACCCCCCCACAUGCGAGUAUAUCAGUUUAUGUCUUAAGCUUUAGCUUCGAACGAUCACCGCCUAUAUAAGCUCCAAAAAAACUUUCGAUAUCCUUACUCACUGACGGCUUUCCAAAUACAUAUUGCUUUCAAGAUCGGUUAUUAUAUACAUACUUACAUACCAUACACUCUUCUUACAAAUUGUAUUUUGAAUCAAAGCUCAGCUUGGAACACACAAGAAAAAUACAAAAAUAAGAAAAGUUAAGUAACGAAAUUAUUGAUAAGGCUUGAGGCCUAAGUACUUGGGUAAACUUAUUUCAAAUGGUCCAGUGUAGUUAUUGUAAAUUAUUCAAAUUGAUCCCGACCCCAAUCGGUCCUUGGAGUAUGCCCUUAAAUAACACAAAUGAAAAACAAAAAACAAACAAAAUACAAAAAAACAAAAACAAGACAAAUGUUGGAGUGAGAUAACGAAACAAUACUUAGAGACUAAAGAAAGUGACGAAACGAAACUUUUAGAAAGAUUUUGGUUACAGAAUUAUAUUUAAUAAUUACUACAUUUAAAAUUGAGAUUAUAAAACUACAUACAUACAUAAUGUAUAACGCGGACGUCCUAUGGUCAAUAGCCGAUUGUCAGCAAAAUGCAAAAAGCAAAAACCAA
Molecule: messenger RNA, 3005 nt
Organism: Drosophila teissieri
Lineage: Eukaryota; Metazoa; Arthropoda; Insecta; Diptera; Drosophilidae
Gene: dpr14
Product: fibroblast growth factor receptor 3
Exons: 5
Coding region: 39-1061 (340 amino acids)
Biological process (GO): synapse organization
Cellular component (GO): neuron projection membrane
Source: RefSeq, a predicted model, not a curated record